CUCUGGCUCCGGGCACACAGCUAGUGCUGCGAGGUAGUUCUGGCGGCCUCCCAGUAUUCACACCGGACCCUAGGUUUCUUAGGUCCGCAGACCUGGUCUCUUGUCGGGCCGCAGGGCUCCGGCUCUGAGGAGAAUGGAUCCCGCUUUGGAUACCUGGGACUUCUCCUCACCUUUAAUAUCGUUAUGGAUAAACAGGUUUUACAUAUACUUGGGCUUUGCCUUUGGUUUUAGCCUUUGGAUUUGUUUCCAGAUUGUCAUCAGGAAGCAGAACAAGAACUCACAGGAGAAAACCGCUCCAAAAGCAUCUCAGGAUUUGAUGACGAAUGGCUAUAUCUUUCGUCCAAAGAAGGAAGUCUUUGUGUCUGGAGUGAAGAUAUUUUAUGGUUCUCAGACUGGCACAGCAAAGGGAUUUGCGACAAUUCUGGCCGAAGCACUUAGCUCCCUCGAUCUGCCUGUGGCAAUGAUUAAUCUGAAGGACUAUGACCCAGAUGACUGUCUCGUAGAAGAGGUUACUAGUAAAAAUGUUUGUGCCUUCCUGGUUGCCACCUACACUGAUGGUCAACCGCCUGAGAGCGCCGAGUGGUUCUGCAAGUGGCUGGAGGAAGCAGCCAACGACUUUCGAUUUGGCAAAACGUACCUGAAGGGGAUGAGAUACGCGGUGUUUGGCCUGGGAAAUUCUGUGUAUGUGAGCCACUUCAACAAGGUGGGGAAGAAUGUGGACAAGUGGCUCUGGAUGCUCGGUGCUCAUCGCGUGAUGACCCGAGGGGAAGGCGAUGGCAACGUGGUGAAAAGCAAGCACGGCAGCAUUGAGGCCGACUUCACAGCUUGGAAGGCCAAGUUCAUCUCCCGGCUGCAGGCACUCUGCAAAGGAGAGAGAAAGCGCUGCAGGGGCAACUGCAAGAAAGGCAAGUGCGAGUCUAAUCAGCGCGGCUCAGAGGCGGCGGAGCCAGGGUCCCACGCACAGGAGGAAUUGCAUCACGGAGACGCCGAGGAGGAAGAGCCCUUUGGGAGCACCAGUGAGGAAGAGUCCGAUACUGAGGACCAUCAGAGUCAGAAUUCUGUCAUUGAUGUUGAAGACCUCGGCAAGAUUAUGGAUCAUGUGAAGAAAGAAAAGAGAGAAAAGGAGCCGCAGGAAGGGGAAACGAGUGUGAUCAGGAGCACAGUGAAGAGUGAAGCCAGUGAAAGAAGAGCUAUGAUCACUCCUGCUCUCCGAGAAGCUCUUACUAAACAAGGUUAUCAGUUGAUUGGGAGCCACUCUGGGGUGAAGCUUUGCAGAUGGACAA
Budorcas taxicolor (takin) is the source of this 1283-nucleotide messenger RNA. RefSeq names its product S-adenosyl-L-methionine-dependent tRNA 4-demethylwyosine synthase TYW1-like. The record is from RefSeq and is a predicted model, not a curated record. The annotation marks the transcript as partial. Gene Ontology annotation, biological process: wybutosine biosynthetic process. Gene Ontology annotation, molecular function: FMN binding; 4 iron, 4 sulfur cluster binding. NCBI's taxonomy places the organism in Eukaryota, Metazoa, Chordata, Mammalia, Artiodactyla, Bovidae. The transcript has 9 exons.